Messenger RNA from Myotis davidii, 2806 nucleotides. It is a transcript of the gene CNOT10, whose product is annotated as CCR4-NOT transcription complex subunit 10. The record is from RefSeq and is a predicted model, not a curated record. Gene Ontology annotation, cellular component: CCR4-NOT complex. Bases 268 to 2499 code for a protein of 743 amino acids. The transcript has 19 exons. Lineage: Eukaryota; Metazoa; Chordata; Mammalia; Chiroptera; Vespertilionidae. Gene Ontology annotation, biological process: negative regulation of translation; mRNA catabolic process. Gene Ontology annotation, molecular function: protein binding.
UACCGGGACUCCGCCGGGCGGAGUCUGUACAUGGCAGUAUGCAGUGUAGCCGCCAGGGCGGAGAUGCCGCUGCUGUUGCUAGACGACGCGAACUAGCCUUCGUCACUUCCUCAGCCCGCGGUCUACCCUCCCGUCCAGGCCGGAACUCCGGCGCCCAGAGCCAAGGUGGGCACAGAGUCGCCCUCAGAGUUCCUGGACUGCGGCCGGCGGACAGCUGGAGUCGAGACCACGCCACCUGCAGGGAAGACCCCGAGCCGAGGCGGGAAGAUGGCUGCAGACAAGCCUGCAGAUCAGGGAGCCGAGAAGCAUGAAGGGACAGGUCAGUCCUCUGGGAUCACUGAUCAAGAGAAGGAGCUGUCCACCAAUGCUUUCCAAGCUUUCACGGCUGGAAAUUAUGAUGCCUGUCUUCAACACCUUGCCUCCCUACAAGAUAUAAACAAAGAUGAUUAUAAAAUAAUUUUAAAUACAGCAGUAGCUGAGUUUUUUAAAAGUAACCAAACAACAACAGAUAGUUUGAGACAAACACUUAACCAGCUGAAGAAUCAGGUCCACUCAGCUGUUGAAGAAAUGGAUGGAUUAGAUGAUGUUGAAAACAGCAUGUUGUAUUACAAUCAAGCAGUCAUUCUUUAUCAUUUGCGACAGUAUACAGAAGCCAUAUCAGUUGGUGAAAAACUUUAUCAGUUUAUAGAACCUUUUGAAGAAAAAUUUGCCCAAGCAGUGUGUUUUCUACUUGUAGACCUGUAUAUAUUAACUUACCAAGCUGAGAAAGCUUUGCAUCUUCUUGCUGUCCUAGAAAAGAUGAUUUCACAGGGUAAUAAUAACAAAAAUGGAAAGAACGAGACUGGUAAUAACACCAACAAAGACAGUUCUAACCAUAAAGCUGAAAGUGGAGCUCUAAUAGAAGCUGCAAAAUCAAAGAUACAUCAGUAUAAAGUAAGAGCGUAUAUCCAAAUGAAGUCUCUGAAAGCCUGCAAAAGGGAGAUCAAGUCCGUCAUGAACACAGCUGGAAAUUCUGCACCCUCUCUGUUUCUUAAAAGCAAUUUUGAGUACUUAAGAGGCAAUUAUCGAAAAGCUGUGAAGCUAUUAAAUAGUUCAAACAUUGCUGAACAUCCAGGAUUCUUGAAAACAGGUGAAUGCUUGCGAUGUAUGUUCUGGAAUAAUCUUGGUUGCAUCCAUUUUGCCAUGAGCAAGCACAAUUUGGGAAUUUUCUACUUUAAAAAAGCUCUACAGGAGAAUGACAAUGUCUGUGCACAGCUCAGUGCAGGCAGCACUGAUCCAGGCAAAAAAUUUUCAGGACGACCCAUGUGUACAUUGCUGACCAACAAGAGGUAUGAGUUGCUGUAUAACUGUGGAAUUCAGCUUCUUCACAUCGGAAGACCUCUUGCUGCCUUCGAGUGCCUGAUCGAAGCUGUUCAGGUCUAUCACGCCAAUCCCCGCCUCUGGCUGCGGCUGGCUGAAUGCUGCAUCGCUGCCAAUAAGGGGACUUCUGAACAAGAAACUAAAGGUCUUCCCAGUAAAAAAGGAAUUGUACAGUCUAUUGUUGGUCAAGGCUAUCACCGUAAGAUCGUUCUGGCCUCACAGUCCAUACAGAACACAGUGUAUAAUGAUGGACAGUCUUCAGCCAUUCCUGUAGCCAGUAUGGAGUUUGCAGCCAUUUGUCUCAGAAAUGCCUUGUUGCUGUUACCUGAAGAACAGCAGGAUCUGAAGCAGGAAAAUGGGUCUAAAAACAGCAAUCAGCUAGGUGGGAACACUGAGAGCAGCGAAAGCAGUGAAACUUGCAGCAGUAAAAGUCAUGAAGGAGAUAAAUUCAUUCCAGCUCCACCCUCUUCUCCAUUAAGAAAACAGGAAUUAGAAAACUUAAAAUGCUCCAUCCUGGCCUGUAGUGCCUACGUGGCUCUGGCUUUGGGUGAUAACCUUAUGGCUUUGAAUCACGCAGAUAAACUUCUUCAGCAGCCCAAGCUGUCAGGAUCUCUUAAGUUUUUGGGUCAUUUAUAUGCUGCAGAAGCCCUCAUCUCUCUGGACAGAAUAUCUGAUGCCAUUACUCACUUGAACCCGGAGAAUGUCACUGAUGUCUCCUUAGGGAUCUCUUCAAAUGAGCAGGACCAAGGAUCAGACAAAGGAGAAAAUGAAGCAAUGGAAUCCUCUGGGAAGCGGGCCCCUCAGUGCUACCCCAGUUCCGUCAACUCUGCCAGGACCGUGAUGCUGUUUAACCUUGGCAGCGCCUACUGCCUGAGGAGCGAGUACGACAAAGCCCGCAAGUGUCUGCACCAGGCGGCUUCAAUGAUCCAUCCUAAAGAGAUACCCCCUGAAGCCAUCCUACUAGCAGUCUACCUUGAACUGCAGAAUGGUAAUACCCAGCUGGCCUUACAGAUCAUCAAAAGGAAUCAGCUGCUCCCUACAGUGAAAACACUCUCUGAAAUGAGAAAGAAGCCGGUGUUUCAGCCCGUCCACCCGAUCCAGCCCAUCCAAAUGCCAGCGUUCACUGUACAGAGAAAGUGAUAUUUUGCUCUUGGAAAACUGUUACCUGAGACCCAGGGGAGUACUUAUGGGCCUUUUUAGUUGUAUCACAGCAAAAUGAAUAAAAGACAGAUGGUGAAGGGUGCUAGUUUUGGACAUACAAUUUGAAACGAUUCUGACCCCUGAUUCUAUUUUUUGUUUUGCCGGAAGCUCACUUAAAAUUAAGGAUUCACAAAUUAAUUUUCAUCUGUUUUUCUUUAAUCUUUGCUAGACUAUUAAUUUGGAGCCAUUAUGUAAUGUAUCUGUGUCAUAGGUAAUUAAAUCAUGGUCUUACCAGAACAGCCUCAUA